Molecule: messenger RNA, 3284 nt
Organism: Amaranthus tricolor (Joseph's coat)
Lineage: Eukaryota; Viridiplantae; Streptophyta; Magnoliopsida; Caryophyllales; Amaranthaceae
Exons: 6
Coding region: 446-3130 (894 amino acids)
Source: RefSeq, a predicted model, not a curated record
CAAAGGGGUCCUAAUCUUUGAUGUCCUCAAAGACCAGCUAGACAUUUAUUAUGAUCUAACUAAUCCAAUACAAAAGAUUAGAAUUAAAAUUUGAAAAUUGUCUCUAAAUUAUAAUACAAUUUUCUUGUUUACGAGGGAAAUUAAAAAAUUGAGUAGAGAAAAACCAAACAUAAUUAAACCUUCUUGAAUCGAAAAUCCCACCAGCCAUUUUUGCUACUUUUGUUGACUGUUCUUUGUCUCUGUUUACCUGAAACAGAAACUUCUUUUUUUCUCUCUUCAUUUGUUUGUUUCCCCCUCUUUUCAAAAACCCUAAUCUUGCUUGUUUAAGACAUUGUUGAUCUGGUGCAAAUGUGGGGUUUACGCUUCAGUAUUUUGUGAAGAAUGAACAAUCUGGAAUCUUAAUAUUCGUAAGUUUAUGUAAAGGGUGCUGUGACCUGUGAAUGAGAUGGCAUCUGAGGGAAAACGUUCGAAGGGACGCUUUCUUUACUUGUUCGAUUGGAAUGCUAAAUCCCGGAAAAAGUUAUUCAUGAACAAGUCUGAAUCAUUUGAUGUAGAAAGUUCUAGCAAUGGGAAGGAAAGUGGUGACAAUUCGGCAAUUUCUCCGUAUCUCUUGAGGGAGCUGUCUGAGAACGGUGACCAUUCAUCUUUCAGAGGAAGUGGCAACUAUAGUUGUGCAUCAUCUAUAAACGGGGAUGAUGGCUAUGGGACAAGAGCCCCAGGGGUGGUUGCGCGGCUUAUGGGAUUGGACACUAUGCCUUCCACAAGUUCAUGUGAGGCAAGUCUGUUUGCCUCUUAUGAACCUCAUGCUAUUGAGAGUUCUUAUUAUUCUAGAUGUGCUGCUCCGUUUGAUCUUGAGAACCAUCAUAUGGUCAGCUAUGCACCUAACAAAAUGGAGGGUUUCUCAUGGAAUUCUACAGAUUCAAGAAUGGGUAAGGUUCAUGGUCGUCCACUUGAUAGAUUUCAGACUGAGGUAUUGCCUCCAAAGUCUGCCAAACCUAUUUCAAUUACUCACCAUAAGCUCCUAUCUCCAAUCAAGAGUCCGGGGUUUGUACCUACAAAAGAUGCAGCAUACAUAAUGGAGGCAGCUGCAAGAAUCAUUGAUCCUGCACCUCAGCCAACUUUGAGAACCAAACUCUCAUCUCUGGGCUCUCCUUCAUCAUCAUCGUUCAGGAUCCAAGAUAUGAAAGACAAAGUGUAUGCUGCACAGAAGUCAUCCAGACUGUCUGAGUCCUCGAAGACUCCAAUAGUAUCUGCUCCCGUACAGCAAGAAAGAGCAAGAACAUCUGAUAGGUCUAGUCGAAGGUCUCUGUUCAAAAAUAUUAUGAGUUCACAAGCAAGCAGCUCACUGAAAGUGAAAAGCAAAGGUAAAACAAUUCCUUCAGCUUCCCACGGUAAAACCAAUGCACAGAAAACAGAUGGCUCACUGUAUAGUGAUAGUAGGAGUCAGCAGCAGAAGGAGCGUAAGAAGCUAAAACAAAAGGAGCCAAUUACGCAAAAGGGUGGUCCAAGUGGAACUCCUAGGAAAAAGAGCUCGGGUGUGCUUAGGCAGAACAAUGAGAAGCAGAAUAGUGUCUCCCAUGUAGAUCAAUCAACUGCAAAAUGUUCAGUAUCGGAUCAGCAACCUAGAAAAUCUUCUCAUGGGCGUAAUCGUGCUGGUCCAAGUAAAAUCGUUAGUAAAGUUUUUGUGAAUCCCGAGAAUGGCUCAAAGAACGUUGUAACAACAAGUGUAAUUGAUCGAAAAUCUCCACAGAAUGGUGUUAGUGACAGGAGACCUCCACUGUGUGGGGCUAGUGAAAGGAGACCUCAACUGAAUGGGUUUAGUGAUAAGAGGCCUUCACUGAAUAGAAUGAAAAACAUCUCAAGAGGCAAGCAGCUUUCUGGCAAGAAUAACCAGAUAGGGGAGAAAAUUAUGGAUAGUUACGAUGAAAGAACUGCACAACAUGAUUUAGCACUUCAAGGAACUUCUAGAAAGGACAUGGAUGUUAUUUCUUUUACUUUUACUUCUCCCAUCAAAAAAACCGAAUCUCAGUCCUCAUCAUCUACUAUUGAAAUCACUAAAAGCAAUCAUCGUGAUAAUGUUCAAUUUGCUUCAAGUUUUUCAUCACCAUCUCGAGGGUUGAAAUUGAUUGAUAGUGGCUCUUUAAGCCUUCUUUUGGAGCAAAAGCUCAUGGAAUUAACUAACAAAAUUGGGUCAACCAAAUCUGAUUUGGUGGUGGAAAACCCUGAUACCAACACUGUCUCACGACUGUCUGAAUCAAUUCCAUCGCAUGAUGUUGUUGUCCCUUCUCUAAUGGAUUAUGAUUACUGUUUCGAUAGAGAUGAAACAAGUGCUACAUGUGAUGAUGAUUGGUCUUCUAUGCAGACUAAAUCAAGCCAGAAUUGGGAGGAUUUUGAUGGUAUGGAAGAGCAGGGUGCUAGCAGCACUAACAGGUUCGAAACCUGUGGAGAAUCUGAUAUUGGGCACCUUAACAUCUCACUUCCAAACUGUUCAACGUCGGGAAGUUGGAUGGCAUCUACUACUACAAGCAAGGUCACUCAUGAAAUUGACGAGCCUUCAUCGCCUCAAUCUCAGGAAGUCACAAGUUGCAUCUCUAGUGAAAGUUUCCAUCCAAGAGAAGACGAGUCAGAUUUCACCGAUGUGUCAUCAUACUGGGAACUAGAAUACGUUAGACACAUGCUUCAUUAUGCUGGACUGAAUAGAUUAAGGUUGGAUGAGAAUGAGAAACACAUAGAUCCCGGUCUUUUUGAUCUCAUGGAAAAUCUGAUUAAUACAUCUAGCACCAGAAAUACAGAACUGUGCUCCAAGCUGGAACGGAAAAUCUUAUUCGACUGUGUUUCCGAAAGUGUUAACGCAAAAUAUCAACGAGCUUUUUCUGGGAGCUACAAAUCCUGGGUUAAAUGGGGAAUGCUGCUACAAAACGAAUGGUUAACUGAGGAAGUGUAUAAGGAGAUUUUGUGUUGGCAAAAUAUGGGAAACUUAAUGGUGGACGAGCUUGUGGACUGUGAUAUGAGUACUCAGCAAGGAAGGUGGCUCGACUUUGAAAUGGAAUCGGUAGAGGAAGGUACAGAUAUUGAGAAGAUUAUCGUUGAAUCCUUGAUCGAUGAGCUCGUUGCUGAUCUAACUGUAUAAUCACUUAGAAUCAUAAAUUAAUCUCGUUAACCCAUCUAAACUAAUUGUAUAAUGUUAAGAUUUACGAACAAGAGAUCAUUGAGUUGAUCAAGAUAUUUCCUAAUCGUAAUGUGUUGGAUGAAUUAUUCUUUUGAAAGAAAUUUGUCGCUACAAA